Molecule: messenger RNA, 2430 nt
Organism: Triticum urartu
Lineage: Eukaryota; Viridiplantae; Streptophyta; Magnoliopsida; Poales; Poaceae
Source: RefSeq, a predicted model, not a curated record
UGGGCCAGAAAAAAAAUAGCCCAAUAAACAGACCGUCCAUAUCCAAUUCCCCGACGCCCACUGCUCCCUCGCACCUGCUCGACCCCGAUAGCCGCCUCCGCGCCUCGCCUCGCCGCCGUUCGCGCUCGGCGCCCCAGCCGCCGCCCAGCCGCCGAGGAAGCUCCCAGCUCCCGCCUGUUCUCCAGCCCGGCCCUCGAUCCAGGCGCAUCUCCCUGUGCGCGCGCGGCGAGCCCUGUCCCAGCGCGCGGCUGCGCCUUGGCCGGUUGGCCCUGCCGGCUGCCUGCGCCCCUACUGCAGCUCGUCGGGCGGAUGCCUGGCGGCCCUGCCCUCGCCCCCCUCCAAAUCCGGCUGUAGUGAGAAUCAAGAGGGCAGCAGACAUUGUUUCUCUUUUUCAAAGAGAAGCUAUGAAGAUAGGGAAGAAGAAGAAGGCAGAGAAUAUCUCGGAUGUAGCUGAAGAGCAGACCCGCGAAGUUGUGUGUAUGCCAGUUCUGAUCGAAGAGCAAAUUGAAGAACCAACAUUGUCUAUGUCAAAUGUGACCAUAGAGCAAACUGAGGAUGUGUCACCGCCAUCACCACCGGUUUAUGAUUUUAGUCGUCUUAAAGAUAAUCUCGGGGACAGGCUACCCAUUGCAAGUUAUCCUAUCAAUGAUCAAGAUGCAGUUCGAAGAGCAUAUAUCCUUAAAAAGCCAUUCAAACCUUAUGCACAUGAUUUUAAAAAAAGAACAAUUGGGAGUAGAGAACGUUCAUUCAAUCCUUUGUGGCUUCAUAAUCAUAGUUGGCUUGAAUAUAGUAUCAAGAAGGAAUCUGCAUUUUGCAUUGUAUGUUACUUGUUCAAAGAGAAAAAAACUAGUGGUAAGGGAACUAAUGCAUUUACUGAUGGUGGUUGGAGUAAUUGGAAUAGAGAGGAUGCUCUUCUUAAGCAUGUUGGUUGCGUAUCAAGUGUGCAUAAUGCAGCUCAAGAGAGAUAUAACUUAUUUGUGAAUCCUCGUGCAGCAAUUGAUGAUCUUUUUGUGAAGGUGAACAGUGAGGAUCUACGUCUUUACAAGAUGAGGUUGAAGUAUUCACUUAGAUGCUUGCAGUUUCUUCUUCAUCAAGGAUUGGCAUUUCGUGGGCAUGAUGAAAAGUGAACAGUCUAGCAAUAGAGGAAACGUCCUUGAGCUAUUGAAGUGGCUUGCAGCAAAUAGUGAGGAGGUGAAUAAGUAUGUUUUGAAGAAUGCACCAGGUAACUGUCAAUUGACAUCUCAUCAGAUACAACAUCAGAUUAUUCAAUGUUGUGCACAACUUACUAGAAAGAAAAUUAUUGAUGAACUUGGUGAUGAGCACUAUGCUAUUCUAGCCGAUGAGUCUAGUGAUGUAUCACAUAAAGAACAACUAGCUUUAUGCUUGCGUUUUGUUGAUAAAGUAAGGAGACCGUUUGAGCACUUUCUUGGAGUUGUUCAUGUAAGUGACACUACUUCAUUGUCACUUAAGGAAGCAAUUGGAACUUUACUUAUUGAUCAUGGUUUGACUAUAACACAAAAUCGUGGGCAAGGAUAUGAUGGGGCUAGUAAUAUGAGAGGAGAAAUUAAGGGAUUGAAAACAUUGAUCAUGAAAGAGUAACCUUCUGCCUAUUAUACUCAUUGUUCUGCACAUCAACUCCAGCUAGUUCUUGUUGCUGUUGCCAAGGGAAAUGAUGAUUGUGUGUGGUUUUUUGAUCGAGUGUCUUUAUUACUGAAUGUUAUUGGAGUGUCUUGUAAGCGUCAUGAUAUGCUUCGAGAUGCUAGACUUCAGAAUAUCCUAAAACUACUUGAAUGUGCUGAGUUACAAACUGGGAGUGGUUUGAAUCAAGAGAUGGGGUUACCUAGGCCUGGUGAUACUCGGUGGGGCUCUCAUUACAAAACUAUUCUUAACAUUAUUGCUAUGUAUCCCACAAUCCGUGAUGUGCUCAUAACUCUUGGACAAGAUGCUUCACAAAGAAGUGAUUGGCCCAAAAUUCAUACUAUUGUUGGAGUGUUCGAGUCAUUUGACUUUAUUUUCAAUGCACACUUGAUGUUUGCCAUUCUUGGAUACACAAGUGAUUUGUCUGAUUGUUUGCAAAGAAGAGACCAAAAUAUUCUUACUGCAAUGGCACUUGUUAGACAUGCAAAAGGUAGAAUACAAGAGCUUAGGGAUAAUGGGUGGGAUGCAUUUCUGCAAAAGGUCACACUAUUUUGUAACAAGCAUGGCAUUCAAGUUCCUAUAAUGGAAGAUAAUUAUGUGCCUUAUGGAAGAUCAACACGGUUUGCUCGACCCCAAACAAAUGAUGAUCACUUUAGAAGAGAAGUUUUUCUUGGAGUCAUUGAUCAAAUUAGUCAAGAGAUUGAAAAUCGGUAUGAUGAGAUCAAUAUGGAGCUGCUAUCUUGUAUGUCUGCUUUGAAUCCCGCCAACUCAUUUGCUGCUUUUGAUGCACAA